GCCGCAGCGGAGUCUCAGCCGCUCACGCUGCCCGCGGUGGCUCCCGCGACUCCCGGCGGCUCCAGUGGCGGCGCCGUUCCUCAGCCCGCGCUUCUUCCGGACGCACGGCGCGGGCACCUCCCGCCGCGCCGCAGCUUCGCCGCCGCUCGGGCUCCAGCGGUGGCGCGGCUCAUGCCUCCCGGCGCGGAGCGCUCAGGUGGGCCGGCCGCCGCGGGGAGAUAGGCCCCCGGGGGCGGCGGCGGCUGGACCAUGGCCCGGAGACCCCGGGCGCCGGCUGCCUACGGGGAGGACUUCUCCUUCGUCAGCCCGCUGGUGAAAUACCUGCUCUUCUUCUUCAACAUGCUCUUCUGGGUGAUUUCCAUGGUGAUGGUGGCCGUGGGAAUCUACGCUCGGCUAAUGAAGCAUGCAGAAGCUGCGCUGGCAUGCCUGGCAGUGGACCCUGCCAUCCUGCUGAUCGUGGUGGGCGUCCUCAUGUUCCUGCUCACCUUCUGCGGCUGCAUCGGAUCUCUCCGAGAGAACAUCUGCCUCCUGCAGACAUUCUCGCUCUGUCUCACCAUCGUGUUCCUGCUACAGCUGGCAGCCGGCGUCCUGGGCUUUGUGUUCUCAGACAAGGCUCGGGGGAAAGUGAAUGAGAUCAUCAAUAAUGCCAUCGUGCACUACCGAGAUGACUUGGAUCUGCAGAAUCUCAUUGAUUUUGGCCAGAAGAAGUUCGGCUGCUGUGGAGGGAUUUCCUACAAGGACUGGUCCCUGAACAUGUACUUCAAUUGUUCAGAAGACAACCCCAGCCGUGAGCGCUGCUCUGUGCCUUACUCCUGCUGCUUGCCUGUCCCCAACCAGGCAGUGAUCAACACCAUGUGUGGCCAAGGUAUGCAGGCCCUUGACUACCUAGAAGCUAGUAAAAUCAUCUACACCAAUGGCUGUAUUGACAGAUUGGUCAACUGGAUACACAGCAACCUCUUCGUACUCGGUGGUGUGGCACUGGGCCUAGCCAUCCCCCAGCUGGUGGGAAUCCUGCUGUCUAUGAUCCUCAUGAGUCAGAUCAAAGAUCAGAUCAAGCUACAGCUCUACAACCAGCAGCACCGGGCUGACCCAUGGUACUGAGAAUCCAUCCUGCACCUCUUCAGUAGGGCAGCAGGCAAGCCUCAUCAACCAACAGCCGUGGUUACAUCUCUCAGCACCAAAUGGAGAUUUGGAUUCCAGCCCCCCAGAGUGAGAGCCCAGGGGGAAGAAGCAACUCCAGAUUGCAGAAGGCAGGGUGCACAGGUGGCUCAAGGCUGGGAAGGAUGUGGCCCCUCUCCCCCUCCUAGCUCUCAGCAUUGUUGUUUUGUUCUGUUUCUAACCUUAAGCAUUUGGGUUUAUGUUUGGUUUGGUUUGUUUUGUUUUGUCUGAGCAGAGUUGCUUGAGCAACAGCAGGGGCACAGAGUUGUGCGGGCAUUAGGCUUCUCACAGAGGCGCUAAAACUGACAACUCUGCUAGGGCUGCUCCUGAGCUUGAACAUUCUCAGAUUCUGGCUGUUGCCAGCGAGACCUUCCUGGGGAGUGGACACCAGGAACCCCGCCUGGAGUCCAGUUGACAUGAUACCAGCUCCAGAAGGGAAGAGAGUGGAGCAGGCAAUGAGCAUGGGGGUCGGAUGGGGACAGUUGUAUGUGCUGGGUAGGAGUGGAAGGCGAUGUGUUUACUAACUGCCUGGCAGGCCAUCCUCCCAGGUAGUCUGAGUGAGCUACAUCCUGCCCCUCCCUCAUUUCCAUGGAAACGGGGCAGCAAGGGCAAGGGGUCCAAUAGCAGCCAAACUCAUCUCUUCUCCCCUCCUUUAAAAAAAUGUUUGGAACCAUGCUCUCUAUAUUCUGAAGCCAGCAGAGGUGGGACUGAGCCAUAGGUGCCCUUGAAUUCCUCCCCUGUCUGGCCCUUCCUCCCCAGCAAGUGGGGUAUUUCUUAACCUUGGCAGUGUGCAAAGAAAGAGAGGUAAUACCCCCCAUUCCUCUGCAUCAGAGCUUAGUGUUUCUACAAUGUAAGCAGGGAUCUUGCUGGGGCUGGGGGAGCCAGAAAUGGCAAUAAAAGUUUGUUGACCUGGGCUAA
Sus scrofa (pig) is the source of this 2076-nucleotide messenger RNA. RefSeq names its product tetraspanin 33 (gene TSPAN33). Gene Ontology annotation, cellular component: plasma membrane. NCBI's taxonomy places the organism in Eukaryota, Metazoa, Chordata, Mammalia, Artiodactyla, Suidae. The record is from RefSeq and is a predicted model, not a curated record.